Molecule: messenger RNA, 432 nt
Organism: Dicrocoelium dendriticum
Lineage: Eukaryota; Metazoa; Platyhelminthes; Trematoda; Plagiorchiida; Dicrocoeliidae
Source: the annotation of a GenBank genome assembly
AUGAGGUAUCGGGUGCAUCUAAUUGCAGUAGCCCACGAAACUGCCGAUCCUGAUCGCUGUACAUCUAGCCAAAGACGUCCCCGGCCGCGUCAGCGGCGGGACCGACGGGGUCGCCGGGGGGGGGGGGGGGGGGGAUUUCGGCCUGUAGGGUCCGCGGGGCGCGGAGGUAAGGGGACCGCUACACGCGGGGGGGGGGGCUCGGGCUGCCCAGUGCAGACCCGUGCCACUCUCCGUAUGCCGGGCGUGCACCGUGGACGCUGGGUGUGCUUGUGCCAGGCCCACCAGAGCCGAGUAAGGGCUACUCCUAACGCGGGGCGCUGCGGGCGCCUCGCAACCCUGACCGGACGGGCCCACGAAGCAAAAGAGGGGGGGGGGGGGGGGGGGGGGGGGGGGGGGGGGGGGGGGGGGGGGGGCGGCCCAGCCGAUGUCUGA